AUGAUUGGCAAGAUCAUCAUUGGAAAAUCCUUCCGGGGUUGCCUGAAGUACUGCCUGCAUGACAAGCUCCAGCAGACAACCCAGGAAGAACAAAUAAUGAAGGACCGCGCGGAGAUAAUUUGCUUUAACCAAUGUUUCGGAAACGACAAGGAACUCAUCCGGCAGUUCAAUGAAGUCAGGGCGCUAAACCCCAGGCUGGCAAAACCAGUUUUGCAUAUCACUUUAAGCCUAGCGCCGGCCGAGAAACUGCCCAACCAUAUUCUUUCUGAAAUGGUAUCGGACUGUGCUAGGGAAAUGGGAUUUGAGAAGAACCAGUACCUGGCUGUUUUACACAAGGAUACCCUUCAUCAGCACAUACAUAUUGUGACUAACCGGAUAGGGUUUGACGGGAAGACUUUGUCUGACAGUAACAAUUACAAAAAGAUAGCCGCGUACUGCCGGAAAAUGGAGGACAAAUACCAGCUGCAGGAAGUACUCAGUCCUGGCCGCUUUCUAUCCAAAGAGUUAAAGAAAGUGCCCAGAAUGGACGCUCGUAAGGAACAGUUAAGAAGCGAUAUCAAAACCUGCCUGGCCAGUUCCAGAACCUACCUGGAAUUUGAACAGCAAAUGAUAUCCCUUCGCUAUGAAAUUAUCAAAGGCAGGGGAAUUGCAUUUGUGGAUCCGCAGAAAGUCUAUACAAAGGGUAGCGACGUUGGAUAUUCACUGGCAACUAUUGAAAAGAAUUGGAGCCGAAAGGCUGAGCUGCAAAGUAUGCAAACUAGCCAGCCUGAAAGGCCUUUUUCAGACAAUUCGAGAAGGGAUAUUCAAGAAAUUAAAGAGCUAGCUGAAAACCAGGAAUUGAAUCUGGAAAAAUCCAGGCAGUUGAAGACAUUGUUAUCACCAUCACAACCAUUUGAGGAACAGCUUAACCCAGCCUUUAUGAUAAAGAAAAAGCGAAGGAAACGUAAAAGGCAGCGGCUCUGA
Molecule: messenger RNA, 963 nt
Organism: Ostertagia ostertagi
Lineage: Eukaryota; Metazoa; Nematoda; Chromadorea; Rhabditida; Trichostrongylidae
Source: the annotation of a GenBank genome assembly